AGCUGGGCUAACCAGAGUGUCUGGAUUAUCUUGAGAGACGGUGGAGCUAUCGUUGUGGUGUCUAAUAACUCUUUAAAUACAACACAAAUUACUUAUAAAAGUAAGCUGAUAUUAGCGUAUCAGUUUAGUCACAACGUUUUUCUAUAAGUUAAUAUGUCAACUCCCGCCAGAAGGAGACUUAUGAGAGAUUUCAAACGAUUACAAGAGGAUCCUCCUGCUGGUGUCAGCGGUGCCCCAUCGGAAAACAACAUAAUGGUGUGGAAUGCAGUCAUAUUUGGCCCUGAAGGAACACCCUUUGAGGAUGGUACAUUUAAACUAACUGUAGAGUUCACAGAAGAAUAUCCCAACAAACCCCCCACAGUACGAUUUGUGUCAAAGAUGUUUCAUCCAAAUGUUUAUGCAGAUGGAAGUAUAUGUUUGGACAUCCUACAGAACCGUUGGAGUCCCACCUACGAUGUCUCCUCUAUUCUAACAUCCAUCCAGUCUCUGCUUGAUGAACCAAACCCCAACAGUCCAGCCAACAGUCAGGCCGCCCAGCUGUACCAGGAGAACAAGCGGGAGUACGAGAAGCGCGUGUCUGCCAUUGUAGAACAAAGCUGGAGAGACAGUUGACCUGAUGGUCCUCAAAGCUGAGUUCUACAUCGUGAAGCUGUGUGUGUGCUGCAAGUUUUAGUGGAGAACCUCCUACUUUGGGGCCCUAAACCCUCAAUCUUUUUUUUUUUUAAGCCUUUAUGCACUUUACCUUCUAUUUCUCUUCAUAUAUAUUUUUCUUUUCUUACUCACCAGGAAGGAUUUUUUUUUCUAUUCUCCAUGACCAGUCCAUCAGGGGAAAUGUGCUGAAUCUCACUUUGAUGUUUUAUGAACAUGAACUUGUGAGCCAUCACCCGAAAUCUGUUUUCUAACAUGCUGUAAUAACUCGUCUCAAGGGUGUCAUAGCACUCUGCCCCCUCUCUGACUUCAGUGUGACCACCCUGCCUUUUUCUAGAGAGAAUGAUCCGUCUGAGUGUUUAGUACUUCAGCAAAAUCAGAGAUUUACACCACCUUUAAAAAGAAAAAAAAAGAUUUGCUGUGCUGUGAACUCUUGUUAUAUGCAUGACAGUCAGAGUGUAUCUAAGUUUCGUUCCAGUACUUGUGUAUAUAGGAAUCCUCCAACUCAAAUUUAUGUACAGAUUUUGCACUGCUUGUCUCCCACGUCAUUUUUUUCAGCACUUGUAAAUAAAAAGACAUUUUCAUCCUUAA
Cynoglossus semilaevis (tongue sole) is the source of this 1239-nucleotide messenger RNA. It is a transcript of the gene ube2al, whose product is annotated as ubiquitin conjugating enzyme E2 A, like. The transcript has 6 exons. The record is from RefSeq and is a predicted model, not a curated record. NCBI's taxonomy places the organism in Eukaryota, Metazoa, Chordata, Actinopteri, Pleuronectiformes, Cynoglossidae. Bases 154 to 612 code for a protein of 152 amino acids.